UCGGAGGAUGUUGAAGAAUAGGAAGCAUCGCGAGUUUCUCUGAGGGCCGAUAACGAGUCCCGGAAGACACCUUGAUAUCUGCGUCUCUCGAGUUCCCCAGAAUGUUUGACAUCCCGGCACGAGGUUAGAACCAAGAAGAGCGAUGGGCAGACAAGUAGAGGAGAAAUAGCAGAGAGUGGUCAGUCGUGGGUAGCCAGCCUGCAUUGACAAGGUGGAGGAGGAGGAGGAGGCGGGGGAGGCGGAGAAAGCGAAAAGUAGAAGAAAGGGAGGAAAACGGUGGAAAAGUCGACGAGAGGUGGCGAAUUGGUCGAAAAGGCGAAAAACGAGCCCGGAGAUGUCUCGGAGGCAGGCUGGUCCAGGGAUCUGGUGCUGGGUUUGGGUGCUGGGCGCCCUGGGGACCACCGUGGGUCAGCUGGUCCAGCACUGUCCACCCCAUGGUCAGAUCCACCCUUGCUCCUGCACCGUAAAAAAAGCAGGACUGGACAUCCUCUGCGAGUUCACCGAUUUAUCCCACAUCACCAAGGCCAUGGACGUCCUCAAGGGCGGGUCGAACGUUAUCUUUUAUCUCAAACUAAGGCACAACAACCUCCCAAAACUCCAGGGCUUCAUAUUCUUCGGCCUUGACAUCUGUCAUCUCACCAUCCACAACAGUAGCCUCGCGGUUGUCGAAGAAACGGCCCUCAGUUCCGUGGGGAAGGCGUUGACUCAGCUGGACUUUUCCCAAAAUUCCCUGGUCUCUGUCCCAUCGGCGGCCAUGCGACCUCUUCAUCAUCUUCUCAUCUUGAAUCUGAAUCAUAACAAGGUCGGAGCUCUUCAUGGAAAAGCCUUCGAAGGUCUCGACACCCUAGAAAUUCUCACCCUCUAUGGAAACAAGAUCUCCAACAUAGAGCCGGACGCCUUCAAGGGGCUGGAUAACCGGAAAUUGAAGCGUCUGAAUCUCGGAGGAAACCAACUAACGAGCAUCCCCACGUCUGCACUUUCGACCCUCGAUAUGCUGAAGAAGUUGGAGCUGCAGGAGAACCACAUCAAAAGCAUCGAGGAGGGCGACUUCGAAGGUCUCAAGAGUCUGGACUCCCUGGGAUUGGCUCACAAUUAUUUGAGAGAAGUCCCUGCUCGCGUUUUCUCUCAUCUGACGCAGCUCAACUCUCUGGAGCUCGACGGGAAUCAGAUCACCCACGUGGACUCGAACGCCUUCAUCGGGCUCGAAGAGAACCUUCAAUAUCUGCGACUCGGCGACAACAAUCUGCACUCCGUGCCGAGCGACGCUCUUCGGCGCCUCCACCGUCUUCGUCACUUGGAUUUACGAGCCAAUAAUAUCACCGUGCUUCCCGAAGACACCUUCACGGGAUACGGGGACUCCAUAACUUUCCUGAAUCUCCAGAAGAAUCUGAUCAAGAUCCUGCCUACCACCGUUUUCGACAACCUGAAUUCCUUGGAGACUCUUAACCUGCAGAAUAAUAAACUUGUACACAUACCUGAAGAGGUGACGGAAAAUGUCGUCGACACCCUUCGCGUUAUCGACAUAACAGACAACCCGUUGAUCUGCGACUGCGAAUUGCGAUGGUACUCGGCGUGGCUGAAGAACCUCCGAGAUCGAGAUGACGAGACGAUGUCAAAAAAACGCACAGUCUGCACAAUGCCAUCCGAACACACGGAAUAUGCAGUGCAAAAUAUCCCUCUGGAAAGGAUGGGAUGCAUCGGGAAAAAUGCAGAAAGGACCUCUCGAGGACAUGCGUCCUGUUGCUCGGCGAGCAUAAAUCUAUUCGUCCUUUUCACCGGGGCUUUGACGUUUAUUUAACCAAGAAACCGACGCGGUCUUCUAGAGCACGUCUUGCGAAAUGACUUUGCAAAAUGAUUUUGCAAAAUCCUCGCCGACAUACGAAGACGGAGAAAUUCUUCAAGGACCUCAUCGUGGCGGGAUGUAAAUGGCAAAAUAGCAAAUCGUGGCAAAGCAACCCUCAAACAGAAGAAAAACAACUGAUACGUGCGACGUUAUCAUUAAUCGUCAUCAUUAUUGACGAUUUCAGUGGACAAGAUCGAAUUUAGUUAUAAAGACAUGUCCCCUCGCUCUCCUGCGCGAGAGAGAUUAAUUAUUAUUUAUCUUCUUGGUAUUUUACUUUUGGGUUUCUUUCUUAAUUGUCCUUUUACUGGAUAGCAGUACGUCGUUUUGUGGGACUUUUGGAACGGUUUUAAUUUUUUUUUUCGGGCAAUUAUGAAUAUUAAUUAUCAGCUGGGGUUCGACUUUGGGCAGCGGAACUGCCAUACGUGUCUUGCUUAUGGAUGCAAUUCUGCAUAUUUGCAUUGAAUCGGCGCGCAUGCAUGCUUCGGUUAUCUCGCAAUGUUUCCUCCGAGCUGGAUUUAAUUACAGGCUUCUAUGCGGUAUGAACAAUGUAAAGCAAUUAUGCAAUUACCGAGGAGCGUUUAAUUCUAGGAUCAAGUGGUGCGAACUAGGUGGCACCGUCGAGGUGCGAUUCUGUAAGAUAUUGAUAUGUUAUUGACAUGUUACUGACAUGUCCCGAUGUAAAAAAGGACGUCGAAAGUUUAGACCUAAGUUUCCGUUCGAGCUUCGUCCCCGCUAAUCAAGAUGAUCGAUUAAUAUUAUAUUUUUCUGCAAUCUAAGUCCUCAUUUCUUUCCUUUAAGCAUAAAUUAGGGUCUGAUUUCUCGAGAGCAGACAUAAAUAUUAACAUUACAGACUUUUUUAAGAAACGCCAAGGUUUGUCCCUAGGAGGGAGUAUUUAUUAUCGCAAUUUUCGACGGAGUUUCGAAAAUCUUUCCCGGAUGGUCCAGCGCGAGAUAUAUUUUAUCCCAGGAGAUGAAUCGACGUUAUUUUUGUUACUACUAAAUGUUAACUUCGAGAAUGACAAAGUACCCUUGACAAUCGUUGCGUAGCUACGUCAGCUUGUAAGUGAAUUGUUUAAUUGAAAUUCAGAGAUCAUUCUUACUUUAUUACAUAAAAACAUAAGCGACUCCUCGAGAUGAGCUUAUUUAUUAGCGAUACUUUACGUUUUUAUUUAUACCAUUUACGCAAUUAGGAUUGCGUUCCAAUGUCGUAGCGAAUUUUUCCCCUAGAGCUUUCUUCACCGUAUUGACGGAAACGUCAAGAAAACUGAAUAACAAACCAUCAUUAAUUUUCCAAGAAGUUAACCUCGAGGCAAUUAGUGAUUAAUUAAAGAUUUGCGAAGGAGCGACUUUUAUUGGGCGCGUCAUCAAAGUACGUAAAAGGGAAAAGAAAGUCUAAAAAAAUAAAAUCGAGACAUAUCGAUCGAGCUUCGAUCUCGGGAUCAUCGAUCAGCCAUUACGGAUGAGCUUUCUCAUGCCGAUUGAUACAUAUCAGAAGGGAUGCCAAGAUCAAUGAUUUGUGAUCAUUUUCCUCUCUUUGAUGAAGAAAAAACGUCGAAGGAGGGCUUUUAUCAUACAUAUCAGCUCGAUAUCGAACGAGCGGCGAGAUCGAGGUUUACCUCGGUUCGACAUUUCGAGACUGGAGUGAUUUAUAUCGACAAUGAUUACGAAUUCAUGACUGAUCAAUCGAGGUGGGGAAAUCGUGUCGAAAUGUCGAGGCUCGCGCUAUUCAAGGACUAACAAUGACGGAAAGUAAUGCGACUCGCAAUUGUCUAGUUAUAAUUAACGCCGAUAAUAUAGUUUAAGGCUUAAGGAUUACCACGACUGCGUACCGAAACUAGUUAGAGAUAAGUGCAUAACCGCGUGAUUCACAAUCAUGCCGUGUUCCGACAUUACGAGUUGGUGGCCUCCGAUUUGGAAAAAGAAGACAAAAGAAAAUGGCAGAAUUUUUAACAAUUCAUAAUUGGCAGCGAGAAAAAAUUAUUGACACCGCCACGGGGAAUUCUCAGUGAAGGAACACGGUUAUUACGGGGUAGAAAAUUGCGCUGAAAUUUGGGGAAAACCGAUCGGAGUAGAAGUUUCGAGGAGAUCUUGAAAAUUUCCUGAUGUCAGUCGAGCGACUUUUGUACGGAAAAUAGGAAAAAGAAAAUGUGGCAAAAGAGCGAAUCACCGCAAAAAUUACUAUUAAUUACUACGCUAUGGAAUUGCAAUGGCGAAUCGCUGUAGUGGAAAUGUUGCCGGGAAUGACCUCGAGUAAUAGGUGAUUACUAUAAAUGUUUCUAUUGCAUUGUUGGCAAGCUUGGAAUUUUCUUUACAUUUUCUGUAACAAGUUCUCGAGGUCCUUCCCGAAAUUUUCAUUUCAGCGCGACAUUAAUUCCAUUUGCCCCAAUGACGAGGAAGACGUCAGACAUACAUAUCAUUUAUAUAUCCCAGAUUUGUCCGAUAAGUAAGAAUGAUACAUAUAUAUAUAUACACAUAAUUAUUAUACAGCGUAUAUAUACGUUUUGAAAAAGCUUGACGCUUUGCCGUUACACGUCGUACAUAUACAUAUCCGUAACAUAUGAGAUUUAAGAGGAUUUAUUUGUUAAAAAUCUCUACACGUUACAUAUGCAUAUAAAAUAUAUUGAAUAUAUAAAUAUAUACAAAUAUAUAUACAAUUAUACACACAACUCGGACGCUGUAUCAGGAUCGCGAAGUGAUACCUUUCAUUUAAAUGAAAUAAUUCAUGAAAUAGUUAGACAACCUGAUUUACCAUGGCCCUAUUAUAAUUGAAAAAAGUAAUUAUUAUUCGAUAUUCAAAAUUGUUUAAAGGGGAAGAAAAAGAAUUUCGAGAGGAUGGGAUGAAAAUUCAGGAUUCCAAAGUCGCGAGAUACAGGGUGACGAGUUUUUCGCCCGAAACCUUUAGAAACUAGUCCAUAGUGGUUAGAGGUCGUUAGAACUCCCUAGGGAUAUAGUGGAAAAAAAAGUAACUAAAUAAAACAGAUAUACGCACGAGGGCCCUCCCGGGCUCGCUUCUGGAGGGCCCCAAAGACCAUGUCGAGACAUAUCUUUGCCAUGGGGUAUCUCGUCGAGUGCGCCCCCUUAAUUAAUUACUAACAAUUAUAUGAGGUAUUUUUGUACAGUCUCUUACAGUGUCGGAAAGUUGCCUGCGCCCCCGACGAGGGUACCCGGCACCCCUUUGCGGCAUUUCUUUCCUCCUGAACGGCAAUAUGCAAAUCCGCUGCAGCCGGAACUCGGACAAGGGGAAAGAAUUGCGUUAGAAAUUAUUAAAAAUUACUAAGAAUUACUAAAAAUUACUAAAAACACCGGACGACGUCCAGGGAAUAUUCCUACACCGAGGAGGAAAUUCAAUGAACCAAGGAAAUUUGAAUGGUACCAGAGAAAUAUUUGGUUAAGAAUAAUCAUUUGCCUUAAAUAACCUGAAACAAAUCUUCAUGAUGCCGACGAAAAUGUUGCAUUCGAUUUAUUCCAGUUUAUUCGAGUCUAAUGAUUAUACUUUGAAUUAACAAAAUAUUUCAUUUGGUACUAUUCAGGGAAAUAUUUCUCUGGUUCAAUGACACUUUUUUUCCGGGUAGGUCAGGGGGACGAAAGUGCACCUUUCGAACCUAAAUCUCGUUUAUGUCGAGUGUACCUAGGUGUAAUGCAUGUCGCACUUAAUCGACCCUCGACCUGUAUGCAAAUUUCGAAUAAUUAAUCUGCACACACGUCGCGGGGUACGCGAACUCGUAUCCAAGAGAACAAAUGAGAGGUUACCUGGGGCAUAAUCAAUUGAUAAUUAAUCCUUCAAACGCUAUGCCUAACGUUAUGUAGAUUUCGCGCUUAUAAGUGCACAUACACAUAUGACGAUGCGUGUGUGUUCAUAUGGCGUGGCUCGAUUGUCGUCGAUGUAUGUAUAUCGAUAAUUCGAGGCUUGUCGAAGCCCUCGGAGGUGUCUACCGAUAUUGUAUAAUUAUCCAGAUUCAAACGUUCUACGUGUCAUUUAUUAUCUUGUUGAACUAUUACUGUGUAUGUGUGGCACCUUGAAGUGAAUAAAGAUUAACUAACCAUAA
Messenger RNA from Orussus abietinus, 5889 nucleotides. RefSeq names its product chondroadherin-like protein. The coding region runs from base 335 to 1798 and encodes 487 amino acids. Lineage: Eukaryota; Metazoa; Arthropoda; Insecta; Hymenoptera; Orussidae. Gene Ontology annotation, molecular function: protein binding. The transcript has 8 exons. The record is from RefSeq and is a predicted model, not a curated record.